Wasmannia auropunctata (little fire ant) is the source of this 1366-nucleotide messenger RNA. RefSeq names its product DNA repair protein RAD51 homolog 4 (gene Rad51D). Gene Ontology annotation, molecular function: ATP-dependent DNA damage sensor activity; single-stranded DNA binding; ATP binding. The record is from RefSeq and is a predicted model, not a curated record. The transcript has 6 exons. Bases 280 to 1251 code for a protein of 323 amino acids. Gene Ontology annotation, biological process: reciprocal meiotic recombination; telomere maintenance; DNA strand invasion. Gene Ontology annotation, cellular component: centrosome; Rad51B-Rad51C-Rad51D-XRCC2 complex; replication fork. NCBI's taxonomy places the organism in Eukaryota, Metazoa, Arthropoda, Insecta, Hymenoptera, Formicidae.
UGUAUAUUCUACCUAUCGGAAUAUACGUGUAUAUCACAGUCGCACGUCGCAUCUGUUUAAUUCUCGUGUUCUAUGUAUAUUCGUUGAAAAACAGUAUGUUUUAUUAGAAACUAUUUUUAAUUAUCUUGUAAAUUAUUUUUUAUCAUUCCUCUUGAUUAUUAUUAUUACGUUCAAGUUUUUAUCUAAACGCUGAACAUUUUAAAUGUCACGUGAAUCUUAAAAUAUGCUUUUGUGUGAAAAGAUUUUUAUAUCUUUGUAUAUUCAAGACAAGGCUGAAGGAUGGUCAAACUGAACGCGAGUGUACAUCCGAGUCUGUCGGAGAGAAUUACGGAAAAUUUGCGGCGAAAAAACGUGGUCACAGUCGUCGAUUUCGUUUCGACGGAUCCGAUUAAAUUAACGAAUUUCACUGGUCUUUCGCACACGGAUGUAUUACAAGUGAAGCAGCAUAUAUUGAAGAAUUUCAGUGCCGCAAAGAGAAACGCAGCGCAGCUCUUUGCGAUAGAACGUAGCCACGUAAUUCCGACCAACGUAACGUGUUUGGACGAAUUGCUGAGAGGUGGCCUGUAUCCCGGACAGUUGUGCGAAUUAUGUGGACCAUCGGCCUCCGGGAAGACUCAAUUAUGUUUGACGAUAGCAGCUAAUGUCGCCAGCCAGUCAAAUGCCGUCGUAUGGUACUUCGACACGAAGAAAGAUUUUUCUAGAUUGCGAUACGAGGGGAUUAUGAGGGCGAGGAAUUUCGGGCAAAAGAUCAUAGAAGAUGCAUUAUGCAGUACAAAAGUUUGUCAAGCGCGUUCCUCGGGUGAAUUGAUACGAGCUAUGCGACGAUUGGUAACUCUUUGCAAACAGGAGCAGAAUAGUGUGUCUUUUGAAGGGAGAAAGGUCUUGCUUGUUAUUAUCGACUCUUUACCAGCAAUUAUCUUCAAGGUAACGCGAAAUGUGCAACAAAGUGAUUUCGAGACAACUUACGAGCUCGAUGAUUUGGCCGAGGUGUGCCGAUUCCUCACGAGGGAAUGCCAGGCAGUCGUAAUUACUGUGAAUACAGUCACCCGAUGGGAUUCUCCAGGGCAAACGGACGACAUAACACCGGCGUUGGGAAAACAUUGGGCGAGAAUGCCAGCCACGAGAUUACUGAUAACAAGGCGACAUGGUGAAAUUCGUAGGAUUAACGUGUGGAAGGAUCUGAGAUUAAUCGAAAAUUCGUUUUGCACUGUAACUGUAAGCGAUAUUGGAAUUACAUCAUAUAAGUCGUGAUAAUUUGAUAUUUACGUACGCUGAUUAAUUAAUUGUUGUUAAGUGUAUAAAGUUGUAAUAUAUAUAUAUAUAUAAUGACAAUAAAGUGUCACAUAUUAUGUCAAGAAAAAAAAAA